CUGCCACUUGAUGCCAACUUGGCACGCGAUACAUUGGACCUACUGUGUUAGUGGUUGCCAAACUGACCAGUCACGACGCCGGACCCAUUAAAAAUUUGGGAGACGGGCGGCUUCAACACCACGCAAGACGACGAGCCCCACGUUCCCUCACUUUGAAGAAUUGAUACCAUGCAUAAACCACGAAUCGCACAUACCGCCAAACACCAGCAGUAUCUAUACCCAGGCCCGCAGCAAGCAUUCUUUUGAUUGGAAAGUCCCGCCCCGAAUCGCUUCAGGAAACCCCCGCGGAGUAUUCUCAACAAUGAAGGUUCUCAGCCUCAACUUCCUCACAUGCGCCGUCAAGGCAUGCAAGAGCUCAUCCGCCUCGUACCCGUUGCACCCCAAGGACGCCGAGCUCGUGCAGGAUGACAUCGAGAUCAACCCCGACUUGCUCGUCAACGUGCUGCCGCGGCUUGACUGGGCUGCCCUGUCGACCACGGCGACAGAGCUCGGCUUCCCCGCCCUCCCUCCACAACCACCCACAGCAGAGGAGCUCCUCGAAGGGGCUUCAGCCGAGGGCGACGAGGCGCCAGUGUACAGCAAGACGCUGACAGACCUGCACCGCCUGCUCAUGGAGACGCAGAUGAUGGAGGGCAAGCUCGUGUGCGCCAACUGCGGGCACGAGUACGCCGUGCGCGAGGGGAUCGCCAAUUUCCUGUUGCCCAGCCACUUGGUCUGAGAGUCCUCCCCUCCCUUCCCCCUUCGCUCGGAAAAUUUUCACGUCGAAGGGACUGGGUGGUUUUGAAAGCAAGCCGGAAAGCGCGGUGCUUGGAGAGCCGGAGGAGGAGAGGAGUCUGGGGCUUUCAGCAAGACAGAGACCUUUCUGCACCACUUUGAUGGUUACUGCCUUGGAAAAAAAAAAGUGCCCAUGACAGGAACAGGCGUCAAGGGGCGCCGGCCGGGACUGAAAGGGAUGGAGGGACAGGAACAGCAUGAGAUCUGGA
Molecule: messenger RNA, 983 nt
Organism: Microdochium trichocladiopsis
Lineage: Eukaryota; Fungi; Ascomycota; Sordariomycetes; Xylariales; Microdochiaceae
Exons: 2
Coding region: 302-718 (138 amino acids)
Biological process (GO): peptidyl-glutamine methylation; tRNA methylation; rRNA (guanine-N7)-methylation
Molecular function (GO): protein heterodimerization activity
Source: RefSeq, a predicted model, not a curated record